CUGGUGGGUUGAAAAUUUAGGGAACGAAAUAAACUGUCAACAUGGCCGAUGUUCAAUUAGCACCUUUACGUCCAAUUGGCGAUUUUCUUAUGGAAUCAGCACGGUUCCAAAUACCCAACAUCAAAGAUCCAGAGAAAUGGGCCAAUAGAGUUCUUAACAAUCUGCUUUACUAUCAAACCAAUUAUUUUUUGACAGCUCUUCUGGUUUUCCUUUUAAUAGGUAUUGUCCAUCCGGUGCAGAUGGUUUGUGGAUUCAUUGCAAUUUCUGUGGCAUUUGGAGGCUUUGUUUACUGUACCAGUUCACGAUGGAAGGCAAGGCGCUUUAAACGAGAUCAUCCGAUAAUAAGCGUGAUUGUGAUACUCCUCUCUGGAUACUUGUUGGUCUAUAUGGUUGGAGCUGUAAUAGUUUUCAUGUUUGGAAUUGCUUUUCCACUAUUGUUAAUACUGAUACAUGCAUCAUUUCGGAUGAGGAGUAUCAAAAAUAAAGUAACAAACCGUCUGGAAACCGUGGGUCUCAAGAGAACACCAAUGGGGAUAAUACUGGAGGGACUUGGCCAGGACCAGGAACCAGUCUCAUAAAUUGAUGUACCUUUAUACUUGUAGUCUGUGGUUUAUAUUGUCAAUCUUGUAUAUUUAUACAACUGUUCACAUUUACAGGCCAUAAUCUGGUAUUAUCUUUCUUAUGAAUUGAACCAACUAUAUAACUGCUAUUUAAUACUAGGGUUGCUGGUAUUUCUUUAUAUUUACAUGUAUAUCACAUUUUAUAAAGGAAACAUUUUUGUCAAAAAGUUUUAUUACCUAUUAGUAGAUGCCUAGUUAGAUGGAUUGGUGGAACGUAGCAAUGUAUGCAUUUCAAGAAAUCCAGAUUAUAUGGGCCUAGAGAACUAGGAGUUGGUCUGCUGGUAUACUGUAAAGGAAUAUUUUGCAAGAAAACCAAAUGAUAAAAAUAUAUAGUAGAUGUAGUAAUGAAGGAAUUUUCUUGAGAAUUUUAAACAUAGCUGAAUAUACAAGGCAGUUUCUUUAAUAAAUACAGCAUUCAAUAUUGUCAUUUUAGAAAUAGCAUUUAACUUUUGUGACAGUAUGCUCAGUUACCAUAGUUUCUACAACAUACAUUGGUUUAAUAUGUAGAACAGUAUCUAUAGAUUAACAUGUAUCUGUGAUAUAUUUGCCUAACAGCCUAACUCUGUAAUCAAAUUACUGAUAUUUUUCUCUAAAGAAUUGAGUAGAACAAUAAUAAUUUAAGCAGUGUAGUAUGGUAUGAUUAAUUCAUAUAACAAAUUCUGGUUAAGUACUUACCGUGGCAUAUAAACAUAUAAAAUUACAUAUAAAAUUAAUAUGGCUGUUCAAAGUGUGUGUCAAAGCCUUCACAAAACAACAAAAACAUCAACUAACUCAGGCUGUUGGAAAAGCAGACGUUAUAAGACUGCAUCACAAUGCUUUAAAAGUUUACUUUCUAUCGGCAGUGUGAUACUUUCUAUCGGCAGUGUGAGAACAAAUUUAGGUUUUUAGUCUCUACCGAUGGAACGCAGGAGUAGACUAUUAUAAGAAGCCCUCCGUCUGUCUGUCCAUCUGUAAAUCUGGAUCCUGCAGUUACUCAAAAAAUAUUCAAGCUAGGUUCAUAAAACUUUGCAUGUGAAUAGAGUGCAAUAUGUAGAUUAUGCAUGUACAUGACUUACGCUUGUAGGUCGAAGGUCAAGGUCACUAUUGAAGGUCAAGUAAAAACUGUCUGCUCCAUAACUUUUAUAUGCAUUGUUGGAUUAUCUUAGUGCUGCACACAAAAGUUCCCCUGGAUGAGACAGUGUGUCAACACAUGACCUAUGCUUGUUGGUCAAAGGUCAAGGUCACUUUUGAAAGUUUUCCAACAGUAGGGGACUUCUGUUUUGCCACUGCAAUACUCAGUAACUUGUUUGCAUAAUAACUUGACAAACGUAAACUGUUCUUGCCAGUCAAGAUUUACAGAUGUGACCUUUGAAAUGCAGCAGCUGUAUACAGCUUCAUCUGAACUGUAAAUACAUGUAGUAAAAAUACAGUCACUAAAGGGACUGGCCUCCAGAUCAUUCAACAGCAGAAAAAAAUAUUUUUUUAGUUAUCUGGAAAUAAAUGCUACAUUUCUUAAGAAGGCUUUAAACCCUAAUUACUGACAAACUAUAUGUUACAGAAACACAUGAGAUUUGCUGUUUUUACUGCUUUUUACAGUGAAAAUCGAAAAGCGUUUGUAUUGCUUUACUCCAAAUAAACAGUUAAAACUGUCUCGAUUGUAAAUAUCUAUAUUUUGUAGUCAUAAUUCACUAAUUUCACUAUAGCGCUAUUGGUUACGAUGACAGGAAAAUGUCUUUAUUGCCGCAGCGGUCCGGGGAUGAUUUCCGGUAUGGUCAUCUUUUUUUCUUUAUUUGGAAUUUUUUAAAUAUUUUAGAAACAAAAACUCAUAUUCUAAUGUUCAUAAUAUGACCAAACUUCAAUUUGAAAGAAAGAGUUUUUUAACCAAAUCUGGAGGUCAGUGCAUUUAAUAUCACUGUGAAUAUAUUAGGAACUGCAAUGAAUGGCAGACACAAUGGAGUUGAGCAUACUGGCAUAAAUGUCUUUGAAGUGAGUGUGUAUUGUUCUUUGUACAUUUUUUAUAUAUGCUUACAUCAUUAUCAUUUGAGAUUUGUAGUGUGUGUUAAUAUAUAUAUACAUGUAGUGUGUAUGUAGUAUUUUAAGACUAAAGGUUAGUGUGUGUUUUAUAGAGUAUUAUUUAAUAUAAUAACUUCUUUUCUUCUUUUGUUGUUAUAAACAUACAUUUAUAAAUAUUUAAAGCAUUUAUAUUUAAUGGAAAAGAAAGAAUUUUUAAAGCAUUGAUCAGUUAAAAUGAAAUUAUCACAAAUACAAAAUAAAAAAUGUGUUAUAGUUAACCAGGCUUAUGUAAUAUCUUAGAACUACUUGAAUAUUACAGACACAAUUUUUAACUGAAUGAAAAUGUGAUACCCCUGAUAGUGUUGUUUUGGGCCAUGUAUUGGAUUAUCUUUAUCAUUUUAAUCAUGCUAGUUUUAACUACGUAGUGCCUAGUAUGUAUAUUAACCUUUACAAUGCUAAAUUUCUAAAAUUUGGGCAGUACCACUUAUUAUUAAAAGAUAUAUUCACUGAAAAUUUACUGACUGAAUACCAAACAGUGCAGACCCUGAUCAGCCUGCAGACAUGCAGGGUGAUCUUGGUCUGCACUGGUCACAAAGUCAGGAUCACUUGUCGCCAGUAGGCUAAAGGUUAAAAUGCUAUGCAUGGCACUGCAAAUAUUUCCAACAAGAAGUUUUGUGUAAGCACUUGCCUAAGUACCUUUUUUUCAGUACAUUUUUCUGAUAGUGUAUAAAUUUUAUGUAUUUGAAGGUUUGGCAAUAUAUUUUGCAUAAAAUUAUUACCUGUUUAUAUAUACCUGUACAUCAAUGAUUGAAUGAAAAACUGUUGUAAGUUGGUCUCAAAAUUCAGAGAGUUACAACAGUUUUUUUUUUCAGCCAUGCCUUUUUCAUACAAGAAUAAAGAUUUUAUUAAGAAAUGAAAUCUAGCGUGUAAAUUCAUGUUCAUCUGAUUCCAUGUCGCUUUAUCUCAUGUAAACUGGCUUCAUAAUAUUCCAUUUUUUUGUGUGUAAAAUUUUUAUAGGUAUAUAAAACAUGACAUGUAAUAAAUGAAGGCUGUUCUUUUGCUUUGUACCCCUUCUGUACCAAAUAUUGUUUUAUUAGCUCACCUGUCACAUAGUGACAAGGUGAGCUUUUGUGACCACCCUUCGUCCGUCGUCUGUGCGUGCGUCCGUGCAUCCGUCAACAAUUUCUUGUCUGCACAAUAGUGGUUUCAUUUAUGAUUUUAUUUUAACCAAACUUGCACACAACUUGUAUCACCAUAAGAUCUCGGUUCCUUUCUUGAACUGGCCAGAUCCCAUUACGGGUUACAGAGUUAUGGCCCCUGAAAGGGCCAAUAUUGGCUAUUUUGACCUUGUCUGCACAAUAGCAGCUUCAUUUAUAAUUUGAAUUUAAUCAAACUUGCACACUACUUGUAUUGCCAUAAGAUCUUGGUUCCUUUCGUCAACUGGCCAGAUCCCAUAAUGGGUUCCAGAGUUAUGGCCCCUGAAAGGUCCAAAAUUGGCUAUUUUGGCAUUCGCAGCCAUAUAGAGACUUCCAAAAUAUCUUCAACAACAAUAAAUCUUGGAUUCCAUGGCAAAUCAGAUCCAAUGGUAGGUUCCAGAGUUAUUUUAUAUCUUAUUUAAGUCCCCUGAUUGUAAUCAAAAUGGAUUUAUAUCAGUAAGUACUUAUAGGACUUAUUUGAAUUUUCAUUAUUGUCAUUAGUUGCACUGAGCCAAUCAGGGUAGAUAACUAUGGACCGAUUUUAUGUCAAAUUACCUCCCUUUAUUUCAAAUUAAAAUGGGUAUAUCUCUGUAACUAAUGAAGAUACUGAUCUGAAAUUUCAUUUAUGUCAACAGAUUUAUUUGGCAGAUCCUUAGUUUGUUCACUUACAAUAAUUUUCUUUUUAAUUACUUCCCUUUUACGUUACUAUAAAUAGCUUAUUUUUAGUAACUUUUUUAUUAUUGACCGUAGGGAAAAGCCGAGACCACUUUUUUGUGGUACAACAUGGAUGGUACCUCCAAUUUUUAGGUGUAUUUUGACAUAUCUGUACCUUGUAAGAAUUUGUUUUCUUUUUGGUUAAAUUUCUUUCCUUUGUUAUGCCCCCGAAGGGAGGCAUAUAGUUUUUGAACCGUCUGUCUGUCUGUCGGUCUGUCAGUCUGUCGGUCUGUCGGUCUGUCCACAAUUUUCGUGUCCGGUCCAUAUCUUUGUCAUCGAUGGAUGGAUUUUCAAAUAACUUGGCAUGAAUGUGUACCACAGUAAGACAGCGUGCAGUGCGCAAGACCCAGGUCCGUAGCUCAAAGGUCAAGGUCACACUUAGACGUUAAAGGGUAGUGCGUUGAUGGGCGUGUCCGGUCCAUAUCUUUGUCAUCGAUGGAUGGAUUUUCAAAUAACUUGGCAUGAAUGUGUACCACAGUAAGACGACGUGCAGUGCGCAAGACCCAGGUCCGUAGCUCAAAGGUCAAGGUCACACUUAGACGUUAAAGGAUAGUGCAUUGAUGGGCGUGUCCGGUCUAUAUCUUUGUCAUCGAUGGAUGGAUUUUCAAAUAACUUGGCAUGAAUGUGUACCACAAUAAGACGACGUGUCACACGCAAGACCCAGGUCCGUAGCUCAAAGGUCAAGGUCACACUUAGACGUUAAAGAUCAUUUUUCAUGAUAGUGCAUUGAUGGGCAUGUCCGGUCCAUAUCUUUGUCAUUCAUGCAUGGAUUUUAAAAUAACUAUGCAUGAAUGUGUGACACAGUAAGACGAUGUGUCGCGCGCAAGACCCAGGUCCGUAGGUCAAAGGUCCUAAACUCUAACAUCGGCCAUAACUAUUCAUUCAAAGUGCCAUCGGGGGCAUGUGUCAUCCUAUGGAGACAGCUCUUGUUGUUCCUGUCCUUUGGACAUAGAUAUUUUUUCUGAGGACCUUCUUAUCCUCAAGUGCAAUGAUAACAGGUGAGCGAUAUAGGGCCAUCAUGGCCCUCUUGUUCCGUUUACACAUGUAAGUGAUACAGUCACAUACAGAACAAAAAAAUUGUGUCUUAUUUUCUGUUCUCCAUUCCUGAUACAUACGUAUUAGUGAGAUGUGUAUUAAGAUAUUUUUCAUAGAUUUUAAUAAUUACAAGUCCCGUUUUGUGUUAUGUGCAAUAUUCAAAAACCAAAUAAACCCUCACCCACUCUGUUUUGUUCUGCUAUAUGUUAAUACAGUAUUUCUAAAAUUUUCAGGUUUCCACUUAAUAGGUCAGUUAUACAACAUUUCUCUUUCAUUAAUGACUGCCUAUAUAAAUAAUCACUAUAUAUUUUUGCUAUUUGACCAGUCUAUAAUUAUUCAACAAGUUUACAGUGCUAAUGUGUCAAAGACUGAAAAAAAAUAAAACCGAAUAUUAAUUUCUGAUGUCAUGUAAUAAAACUUAUUGAAUGGUUUGGAUUAUUUGAUGGCAAGCCAUUUAAUAUGUGUAUAAUGUUGCACUCAUAUUGUUGCCAUGCCUAUAUCUGGUUUUCUACAAGAAAUUUUGUAGGAACUGACAGUGGAAGAUAAAUUCCCAUUGAUAUAUAAUGCAUAAUACAAUAAUUAUUAUUAUUAUUCAUUUCCCUAUUUAUACAAAACAAUAAGCUAGUAAGAGUAAAAUUUACUUACAACCUCUUAUUUGUAAAUUGAAAACACUCCCUAGAUACUAACCAUGCCUGUACUGUCAUAGUGGCAUAUAUAUACAUGUAUAUAUGAAUUAAUAUUGCUAAUUAGGAUGACAGUGAGGGCUUUGAUAUUGUACAACUUAAACUGUCAGUAGAAUUAUCAGCCUGUAUUGAUUUUGAUAAAAUUAUAUUGUAUUUUAAUAUUUAAUUAUGCCCACUUUCGAGUGUGUUUUAGCAGGUUACCUUGAAAGAUGUUUUAGAAGUCUUGCCAUGUUUGCAUUAGAAUCUCGAGAGGAUAUACAUUUUGAUUCACCUAAUUGUCACUGUUUUAAAUCAAGCUUUUUUUCCUAGGCAGAUUUUCAGACUUUCAGUCAGACAUUGUAAUAAUGUUUAUAAGACUUGUUCUCCUCGUGAAUACACUCAAUGUAAUUCUGGUAUCAAGAAACGUUAAAAUAUCUGGUGAAUACUACCGGUAUUCAAGGUGUUCACUAUUCAUAAUUAUAUCUUGCUUCUGUGUUCAUUUUGUAUUUUUGUCCUGUCGCAUUUGUGAUUUUUUAAAGAACUAUUUUUGAAGGAGUACUGAAGUUUAUAAGUGUGGAGUUACUGAGUUUUGUCUUUGUAUAGGUAAAGGUAGAUGUUUCAUAAGAUAUUUUGAAAGUGUUAUCAAUUUUAUUUAUGUCUUUUCAUGAAUAACAUGAUGUAAUAAAAAGGUGUAAAUAUUAUAUUAAAGACACUUGCUGCAGUUUCUUGUAUGAGAGAUGGGCAAAAAAUUUCCUAAUAAUAGAAUUUGUUGAAACAUUGUAUAUGAACACAGUUUCAUGUUAGAAACAGAAAAAUGCAAAAACAAUUAUAGGUCAUCGUGCUUGUUUAAGAGUUACCUGCCCUUAAAACUGGAUUUUUCUUCAAAUCUGCAUUUUUAAGGGCAGAUAACUCCAAAAACAAGCAAGGUGCCAUUCGAUUUUUUUCCAUAAUUCUGUUUCUAACAUGACACUGUUCAUAUACAAUGCUUCAACAAAUUCUGUUAAUGGAAAAUGUUUUACCCAAAACUGCCGCAUGUGUCCUUUACACUAGAUUAUGCACUUGUUUUUCUGCACAAUAAAUUACUUCCUAUGUUAAUGAUGUAUUCCAGGUCAAACACAUUCACAUUAAGUAAAAUGGUAAAAGAACAUUUUAAUGCUCAAUUGUUUGAAAGUAGCGAUGUUUAUUUAUAAAUGUCAUUGUUUAAAGGCACCGUGUAUUACAGGGGCAUAUCUCCAGAUAUGCGUCACACUCUCAAAACUAUCACAACAGGCAAAGAUUUUAAAAUAUUAUAACUUGUUAUAUUAUAAUUCCAUGUUUAAUAGUAAGCUUUACAGCUUAAUUUAAUACACUGAACUGCUUUAAAAACGCAUCACUAUCUAUUGUUAAUUUUUCAAAAAGACAAUAUUAUACAGUUAUUGGCUUAUGUUGAGGUCAGUAUGUGUUUUUACGGACCCCAAAAAAAAAAAUGAUAUUGACCGAGGCGGCAGUCCCAGGUCAAUAUCAUUUUUACAGCUCUGUAAAAACACAUAUUGACCAAAACAUAAGUCUAUAAUUGUUAUAUGCCGUUCUCAAAUGCAUUUAUUUGACUGGGCCAGAUUUCAUACAUAUAAGAAAAAGUAAUAUCACAAGAGUCAUUAUCACUUUUGCAGGUCAGUAUCGCUUUUUGCGGACCCGCGUGUGCACUAAUUUCGACCAAUCAAAUGAGCGCAUUUGAGAAAGGUAUAUAAUAUUUCUUAAUAAAUCUGCUUUAAUAAUAAACUGUACAUCUUAAUUUCUUUUCUUUUACAGCAACAAUUUACUGUAUUACUUACACAGCAGAGAUCUUUUCUGUGCAUUUUAAAGCUAUAUUUUACUGCCAGAGUAACACAGUAUAAAGCUUUUCUUUAAAUUUUACAGCAACAUUUUACUGUAUGACUGACACAGUAGAGUAAGGAGUCACUUGCAUUAAGUAAUCAGUAGCUGACUUCUCAAGUAGACUUUUUGUUCUAAUUUCAACUUGCCUUAAACAAACGUCUGCCUUAAAAAGCAAGAUCCCAUCCCAUCCCCCACCCUCUUCCUUAAGUCAGUUUGACUGUAUGAUAUGAGCCGCGCCAUGGGAAAACCAACAUAGAGGGUAUGCGACCAGCAUGGAUCCAGACCAGCCUGCGCAUCCGCGCAGUCUGGUCAGGAUCCAUGCUGUUCGCUAAUAGUUUCUCCAAUUCCAAUAGGCUUUAAAAGCGAACAGCAUGGAGCCUGACCAGACUGCGCGGAUGCGCAGGCUGGUCUGGAUCCAUGCUGGUCGCAUACCCACUAUGUUGGUUUUCUCAUGGCACGGCUCAUAUGUUUUUACAGCAACAUUUUCAAUAUAUUCUUAAAGCAAAAUUUGACUGCAUGUCAUAAUGAGACCUUUUUCCAAAAUAUCUAGACUUUCAAUAAAUAAAUUAUUUCCAAAGCUGAUUGGACCACUUUACUUUUGAUCUACUAUCAAAUAAAAGUAUUCUCGGAAUUUUGAUGAAGGCUGACAAAUUGGUGUAAUGAACCCGAGGAUGUGUCCCGUAAUUGAGGUGCACUUUAUUGAAUUAUUAAAGUGCAAUAGUGAUUGUUACUCAUACAUUUAAUGAUUUAGUGUUACUAUGCAACAAUUGUAUGGUAAUUAAGUGUCAUUAUGUACAGCAUCGAUUUGAUGUUCAGUGUCACUAUAUAAAACAACUGUGUGAUAGUAAGUUUAAUGUCACUAUGUAGGAUGGCUGUGUGAUAGUCGAGUGUUACGAUGAACAACUACUACAUGAAAAAUUUAAUGUCAAUAUGUAUAUGUCAUAGGUCAGGACGUUUUCAACAGAAUUUCUUUUAGAAAAUAUAUUUGAUAAAAACACCUUUUUUGUGCAAAAUUUAUGGAAUUUGAACAACCCUAAAUCGUUUCCUUAAAUGUUUGUAAAUUGUAUAAAUACUGUGUAUUGAUUGAACAGAAAACGAAGACAGGAAAAAAAUACUUGCUACCAGACAUGAUACAAAUGCACAUGGUAGUGUUAAGGCAAAUCUUGCUUAUUCUGCGUUAUUUACCAGCUCCCAAACCUAUCACACCUUUCUUAACCUUCCUGUGCUGUAAGCUUAGCUUUUAGUAUUAUUUAUGUUUUAUAUGCCUGUGUGUAAGUUUUGUUAUGGACCAUUGUAAUAUGCAGCUGAGAUUUACUAUAGCAAUCCCGCUUUUUUAUGCCCCCGAAGGGAGGCAUAUUAGUUUUCAACUGUCUGUCCGUUCGUCACACCAAUGUUAACUUUUUGCAUGAAGGCACUUUACUCGCGAACCACUGCACCCAGGACCUUCAAACUUCACAUGCCGAUAGUACUUAUUGAGUACACAACCCCUAUUGACUUUGGGGUCACCAGGUCAAAGGUCAAGGUCAAAGGUCAAAGCGCUACAGGGGCAUUUGUCACCAUUAGUGACAGCUCUUGUUUGUUUAAAUAUAAAUGUGAAUUUCUUUUUGUUUAUAUAAUAAUGUGAAAUUCAUUUGAACAAAAAUAAAUCUUCUUAAAAACAAA
Molecule: messenger RNA, 9735 nt
Organism: Mercenaria mercenaria
Lineage: Eukaryota; Metazoa; Mollusca; Bivalvia; Venerida; Veneridae
Product: PRA1 family protein 3-like
Exons: 3
Coding region: 42-578 (178 amino acids)
Cellular component (GO): membrane
Source: RefSeq, a predicted model, not a curated record